Molecule: messenger RNA, 501 nt
Organism: Toxorhynchites rutilus septentrionalis
Lineage: Eukaryota; Metazoa; Arthropoda; Insecta; Diptera; Culicidae
Product: adult cuticle protein 1-like
Exons: 2
Coding region: 57-443 (128 amino acids)
Source: RefSeq, a predicted model, not a curated record
UGUGCUUCAUCGUUAAGAGUCUCAGUCUCACAGAUUCAGCAAAUAUUCUAUUCAAAAUGAAGUGCAUCGUUGCCGCUGUUGUCAUCGCUUUCGCCGUUGCCGCCGAAGCAAGCUGGGGACCAUGGGGAACCAUUGUGCAGGCUAAUGUACCAUCGUGGCCUGCCGCACAUUGGAAUGGUGCGUGGUCAAACGCUGGUGCUUAUGGUGCCUGGCCAGCUGACGGUCACUGGGAUGGAGCAUGGUCUGCUGGACAUUGGGGAGGAGCUUGGCCAACUGCUACUCACUGGGGUGUACCAGCUGCUUCGAUUGCCCAUCAUGCCGGAGUUGUUCCCGGAGCAGUUUCUGUGAACGCCAACCGUGGUGCUGUUCAUGUUGCUCCACUCCCAGGACAUGCGAUCUCCCAGAAGCAGCUGAACCUUGCCCCAGCUCCAGGAACUCUUUAAGAUGUCAACUGACAAUUGUAGUGGGUUGAACGAAAAUUAAUUGAAGCCAUGUCCGAAG